Molecule: messenger RNA, 411 nt
Organism: Macrobrachium nipponense
Lineage: Eukaryota; Metazoa; Arthropoda; Malacostraca; Decapoda; Palaemonidae
Exons: 2
Coding region: 1-411 (136 amino acids)
Source: RefSeq, a predicted model, not a curated record
AUGAAGGAAAGAGAAGAAGAGAGAAAGCAUGAGCUAGCUCUCAAAGAUGAAGAAGUCACUCGGCAAGCUUCCAAGCCCCAGACCAUGAGCUGGACUCCCAGUAAGAGGUGGUUGCGGAGGUUCUGCACCACUAGUUGUGCGCGUGGGCAUGCUGUGGAUUCCGACCAGUGCCCAAGUCGAUCCCUACCUUGGGAUGAGAGCUUCCAGGGUGAACUUCUCCAAGGCUACCUAAAGCCCUCCCUAAUGGACAGUCUCCUACAGCCUAUCGAUGAAGAAGAAGAAGAAGAAGAAGAAGAAGAAGAAGAAGAAAAAGAGAAGACGAAAAUGAAGAAGGAGAAGAAAAAAGAAAAAGAAGAAGAAGAAGAUGGAGAAGUAAAAAGAGAGGGAGAGACAGAUUUUUCAGAAAAUUGA